GCGAAAAGGUCAUCCCUUCUAACGGUCGGAAAAAAGUCUUAAAAACUCCUACUCGUUGCCGCUCCUGACGUUACAUAAUCCCCGUGACUCCUCCAGGCCAUUAGCCAUUCAUUUACCUUCAUCAAUAUCCAAAUCUCGAAGAAGGAAAAACCCCAUUGAAUUCCUUUGUUUUAUCAGUUUCGUAAUCAUAAUCCAUAUAGAUCACACAAUCUUUUGUUUCUUACUCUUUUUUGCUUCUUUGGCAGGUUCUUUCAACAGUAUGGAGCCAGGAAUCAUUGAUUGGGACAGCAUUGAUUCUGUAUUCAUCGAAGAUGACACUUAUGAGAACAUGAAUGCACCAAAAUGGGUUGAUUUAUCUGCCUUUCCUGAACAACCUGCCAAUGAUGAAGCUUGGUUCUGCAAACCUGGUUGCAAGCAUCCAAAGACUAUUGAAGAUUAUCUCAAGUCAAAACGGGGUUCGAAGGUGAAAUUUCCGAAGUCUGUUACUAUAUCUGAAAUGCUUCCUUUCAGGGACAGGAAUCGCAGAGACGCAAAGCUGAAAAAAGCAGAAAUUCCCAAUCCACAUACCCUCAAAACAAAAGGGUACAAAUCUGUUCACAGUUUCCGGGAAGAUUGUGAAAACAAGAAUCCGAACUUAUCUAAUAGAAAACCUGAUACCGAUGAACUGCCAAAGAAAGCAAACAUCAGACUAAGAGAAGCUAGGGACGAUUUACACGCAAACUCAACAAAAGCAAAGCUAAGGACUACAUUUUCAGCCCGGAAUUUGUUAGCAGGAAAGGAAGUAUUAAGUCAGAUAAAAGAAUUCUGCUGUGAAUUAAAGAGCCUGGCAAAGAAGGGGACGAAUAAUGGGUCAACGAAAAAGGUGUCUGUCAGGGUUUUGGGUGAGAAGGAGAGAGAAAAGGAGAGGAUGCCAUUGCUUGCGGUCAAGGAAGGGAGGCAAUCUAAAGUAAUGGAACAGAGUAAACGACAGACAGGGUGGGAGAAAAAUGUUCGGUUUUGAUCAAGAUUUUGUAAAAAUUAUUUUGCUGCCACUUGAUAUUGCAUACCCAAAGCUAGAUAGAAACUUGAAUAAGAUACAUGGGGUGCCAUUGAUUACCUAAAUAUAUGUGAUAUGAUCAUAAACAUAGAAUAGAAACUGAAUUAUUUUGCUGUGAUGGUUUCUCUCUAUAUAUAUUUUUAUCCCAAGCUCUGUUUCUCAUGAA
Messenger RNA from Populus euphratica (Euphrates poplar), 1202 nucleotides. RefSeq lists its product as uncharacterized. Bases 260 to 1000 code for a protein of 246 amino acids. NCBI's taxonomy places the organism in Eukaryota, Viridiplantae, Streptophyta, Magnoliopsida, Malpighiales, Salicaceae. The record is from RefSeq and is a predicted model, not a curated record. The transcript is spliced from 4 exons.